Molecule: messenger RNA, 930 nt
Organism: Prorocentrum cordatum
Lineage: Eukaryota; Dinophyceae; Prorocentrales; Prorocentraceae
Source: the annotation of a GenBank genome assembly
GUGGUGGGCGGCAUCGUCAAUCCGGACGAGUUCUACGUUUUCAAGCCGACGUUGGAGCAGGGCAAGGAGGCCGUCGUCUCCAAGACCAUGGGCUCCAAGCUCGUCAAGAUGGUGUACUCGAAGGGGGGCGGCAGCGAGAUCAUCGACACCACGGAGGAGGAGCGCAACACCUGGGCCUCCACGCCGGAGGAGGUCACGGAGCUCGCGAAGAUCGCAAUGAAGAUCGAGAAGCACUACGGCCGCCCCAUGGACAUCGAGUGGUGCAAGGACGCUGACGACGGGAAGCUGUACAUCGUGCAGGCACGCCCCGAGACGGUGGCGUCGCGCCAGUCCAAGAACGUGCUGGAGACCUACUCCAUGGACGAGAAGGGCAAGGUCAUCGCCGAGGGUCGCGCCGUUGGCGGGCGCAUCGGCAGCGGCAAGGUGAACAUGCUGAAGAGCCUCGACGACAUGUCAAGCUUCAAGGCUGGCGACGUGCUCGUGGCGGACAUGACCGACCCCGACUGGGAGCCGGUCAUGAGCAAGGCUUCGGCCAUCAUCACCAAUCGCGGAGGCCGCACCUGCCACGCCGCGAUCAUCGCCCGCGAGCUGGGCAUCCCGGCCAUCGUCGGCUCCGGGAACGCUACUGAGUUGGUCAGCAACGGCCAGUCCGUCACCGUGUCGUGCGCAGAAGGCGAUACCGGCUUCAUCUACGACGGCGAGCUGAAGUUCACCAAGGACGUCAAGGAUCUCGGCAAGCUCCCGGAGAUCGGCUUCAAGAUCAUGAUGAACGUCGGCAACCCCUCCGCGGCCUUCGAGUUCGGGCAGAUCCCGAACGAGGGCAUCGGCCUGGCCCGCCUGGAGUUCGUCAUCAACAACGCCGGCUGGCCCACGGCCGCAGGCUCUGCUCAACUACGACAGCAUCGAUGCCGAGACCAAGGCUCUCAUUGA